CCAAGCGAGUGGGCUACCGGGUCGGGGUUGUUUUAGGCUCGAGUGUUUUGGCGAUGGGACUGCGGGAGGUGUGGAGACUCAUGUCGAGGUUUAAUUCAUCCAAAAGGACUAAUAUCAUACUGCAGCAUUUGAGAAUGUCUAAGCACACAGAUGCAGCAGCAGAAGUCCUAUUGGAAAGAAAAGGUUGUGCAGGAGUGAUAACACUGAACAGACCAAAGUUCCUAAAUGCACUGAAUCUUAGUAUGAUUCGGCAGAUUUAUCCACAGCUAAAGAAGUGGGAACAAGAUCCGGAAACUUUCCUGAUCAUCAUAAAGGGAGCUGGUGGAAAGGCUUUCUGUGCUGGAGGUGAUAUCAGAGUGAUCUCAGAAGCUAGAAAGGCAAAUCAGAAGAUAGCUCAAGAUUUCUUCAGAGAAGAAUAUAUGCUGAACAAUGCUAUUGAUUCCUGCCAGAAACCAUAUAUUGCACUUAUUCAUGGAAUUACAAUGGGUGGGGGAGUUGGUCUCUCAGUUCAUGGGCAAUUCCGAGUGGCUACUGAAAAGUCUCUUUUUGCAAUGCCAGAAACAGCAAUAGGGCUAUUCCCUGAUGUGGGUGGAGGUUAUUUCUUGCCACGACUUCAAGGAAAACUUGGGUGCUUCCUUGCAUUAACAGGAUUCAGGCUGAAAGGAAGAGAUGUGUAUACAGCAGGCAUUGCUACACACUUUGUAGAUUCUGAAAAGUUGGGCAUGUUAGAAGAAGAUUUGUUAGCCCUGAAAUCUCCUUCAAAAGAAAAUAUUGCAGAUGUCUUAGAAACUUACCAUGCAAAGUCCAAGAUUGAUCAAGACAAGUCUUUUAUACUUGAGGAACACAUGGACAAAAUAAACAGUUGGUUCUCAGCCAAUACUGUGGAAGAGAUUAUUGAAAAUUUACAGCAAGAUGGUUCAUCUUUUGCCCUAGAGCAGUUGAAGGUAAUUAAUAAAAUGUCUCCAACAUCCCUAAAGAUCACACUAAGGCAACUCAUGGAGGGGUCUUCCAAGACCUUGCAGGAAGUAUUAACUAUGGAAUAUCGGCUGAGUCAAGCUUGUAUGAGAGGCCAUGACUUUCAUGAAGGUGUUAGGGCAGUUUUAAUAGAUAAAGACCAGAGUCCGAAGUGGAAACCAGCUGAUCUAAAAGAAGUUACUGAUGAAGCUUUGAAUAAUCACUUCAAAUCUCUGGGAAGUAAUGAUUUGAAAUUUUGAAGAGACUGGAUUUUUAAAGUAUUAUUUUGGAGCAGAGUUGGCAAACUAUGGCACAUGGGCCAAAGCCAACCUGCUGCCUUUUUUUUUUUUUUUCAUAUAUCCCUCAGCUAAGAAUGGUUUCUGCAUUUUUAAAUGGUUGGAGAAAGAAAUCAAAGACCUGUAUUGCAUGGCAUGUGAAAAUUACAUGAAAUUCAAAUAUCAUUGUCCAUAAAUAAAACUUUAUGGGAACAUGGCUUUACUCAUCUGUUGACAUAUCUGUGGCUCCUUUGAGUAGUUGCAGUAGAGAUUAUAAGGCCUGCAAAGCCUAAAAUAUUUACUGUCUGGUCCUUUUCAGAAAAAUUUUGCCAGCCCUAUUUUAAAAGAUGGGAAAAUUUGAAGGUCUUAGAUUCUUGAGUUAGUAUAUCUAAUUGAAAUGGGAACUUUAUGUUUUGGCUUAGGGUAUUGGUUUUUAAUGUUGAUUAAGUAAACUUUUGUAUAGGUUAUAAAAAAUAAAAACUGAAAUUUUUUUGGA
Lipotes vexillifer (Yangtze River dolphin) is the source of this 1725-nucleotide messenger RNA. RefSeq names its product 3-hydroxyisobutyryl-CoA hydrolase (gene HIBCH). Gene Ontology annotation, molecular function: 3-hydroxyisobutyryl-CoA hydrolase activity. The record is from RefSeq and is a predicted model, not a curated record. NCBI's taxonomy places the organism in Eukaryota, Metazoa, Chordata, Mammalia, Artiodactyla, Lipotidae. Gene Ontology annotation, biological process: L-valine catabolic process. Gene Ontology annotation, cellular component: mitochondrion. The coding region runs from base 54 to 1214 and encodes 386 amino acids. The transcript has 14 exons.